Vigna angularis (adzuki bean) is the source of this 3442-nucleotide messenger RNA. RefSeq names its product protein SEMI-ROLLED LEAF 2. NCBI's taxonomy places the organism in Eukaryota, Viridiplantae, Streptophyta, Magnoliopsida, Fabales, Fabaceae. The transcript is spliced from 21 exons. The coding region runs from base 319 to 3279 and encodes 986 amino acids. The record is from RefSeq and is a predicted model, not a curated record.
CAAAAGAAAGAUUUAAGAAACUUCUUUUUAUAUACACAGCGACGGCGUUGAAUGAUUUACGCGUAAACGAUGAUGAUGAAGCGCAACAGAGGGGUCAUCGUGCAGUCAACUUCCCAACCACGCCAAUGUUGAAUCUGAGAAACUCGUGAGCUAGAGCUUUCUGAGGUGUAAUCUGAGUAAUUUUCUGAAAUAUUUGUGUUGGAGUUCAAUCCAGAUCGUGACCAGAAUCCGGGGACCUUUGAUUUUGCAACCGUUUGAGUUUUGGUUUCCAGAGUUGAUUGAUUGAUAUUGUGGAGAUUCUUCUGGGUCCAUAGCAAAAUGGGAGUUAUGUCCAGGCGGGUUGUGCCCGUCUGUGGCAACCUGUGUUGCGUCUGUCCUUCUCUGCGGGCGAGCUCUAGACAACCGGUGAAACGAUACAAGAAGUUGCUAGCCGAUAUUUUCCCACGCAAUCAGGAGGCUGAACUUAAUGACAGAAAAAUUGGAAAACUAUGUGACUAUGCUUCCAAGAACCCACUGAGAAUUCCCAAGAUUACUGAUUACUUGGAGCAAAUAUGUUACAAGGAUUUGCGUUAUGAAACCUUUGGCUCAGUGAAAGUUGUCUUGUUCAUAUACAAGAAAUUCUUAUCGUCAUGUAAGGAACAGAUGCCUCUUUUUGCUGGUAGUUUGUUAGAGAUUAUUCGAACUCUUCUAGAACAAACCCGAACAGAUGAAAUCAGGAUCUUAGGCUGCAACGUUCUUUUUGAUUUUCUAGAAUGCCAGACAGAUGGUACAUACAUGUUCAACUUAGAGGGUUUUAUUCCUAAGCUAUGUCAAUUGGCUCAAGAAGUGGGGGAAGAUGAACGAGCUUUGCGUCUACGUUCAGCUGGACUACAAGCUCUAUCCUAUAUGGUGCGUUUCAUGUGUGAGCACUCACAUCUUUCCAUGGUUUCAGAUGAAAUUAUAUCAGUGACUUUGGAGAAUUACACGAGUCUCCAAUCCAACUCCAAAUCUUCCAUGGAAAAUAAGCUGAAUUCUGAGUCACUGGACCCUAUAGUACAGGGAUUUCCUAAAGUAGAAGACCCUUUAACAGAUAUCACUAAGAAGGAUCCUUUGUUGCUGAAAGCUGUGACUGGAAAUGAGAUGAACAUUGUGUUGGAUACUGCUAAAGAUCCUACAUACUGGUCAAAGGUCUGCUUGUAUAAUAUGGUCAAAUUAGCAAGAGAAGCUACAACUUUACGGCGUGUUCUUGAACCUCUUUUUCAUUAUUUUGAUUCUGAAAAUCAAUGGUCUUCUGAAAAAGGAGUUGCUGCUCAUGUUUUGAUUUACUUACAAUCUCUUUUAGCAGAAUCAGGAGAUAAUUCCUGCCUUCUGUUGUCCGUUUUGGUCAAGCACUUGGAUCAUAAAAAUGUUGCUAAGCAGCCGAUCCUUCAGAUUAAUAUUAUUAACGCAACAACAAAACUUGCACAAAAUGUGAAGCAACAGGCUUCGGUUGCAAUACUUGGUGCAAUAUCUGAACUAAUUAAACAUUUAAGGAAGACUCUGCAAAAUUCAGCCGAAGCUUCCAGCUUUGGAAAUGAUGGGUUUAAGUUGAAUACUGAACUUCAAUUUGCCUUGGAAAUGUGUAUAUUGCAUCUUUCCAACAAGGUUGGGGAUGUAGGACCCAUUCUUGAUUUGAUGGCUGUGGUGUUAGAGAAUAUCUCAACUACAACUACCAUUGCAAGAACGACAAUUUCUGCUGUUUAUCAAACUGCAAAGCUAAUCACGUCCAUCCCUAAUGUAUCAUAUUACAAGAAGGCUUUCCCUGAUGCUUUGUUUCAUCAAUUGCUCCUGGCCAUGGCUCACUCUGAUCAUGAAACCCGAGUUGGAGCUCAUCGCAUCUUUUCUGUAGUGCUUAUUCCAUCACCAUUUUCUCCUCAGUUAGACCAAAUAACAAAGAUGUCUGAGAAGGUAUCAAGCGAAAGCUUCUCCAUUCAGCAUGAAAAUCUUUUAGGAGCAGAGUAUAUGAGUGGGAAACACGCGGAAGGAAAGGCAGUAGUUGGUGUGAGUGAGAAAUAUGCAAUUCGUCCAUACCAUGUUCACAUCUUUCCUGGGGCUCUAAUGGAUGGAAAACAUGAGCUAAGCUCUUUUCGGUUAAGCAGUCACCAAGUGAGUCUCUUGCUUUCUUCAAUCUGGAUUCAGGCAACCUCUAUGGAUGGUGGCCCUGCAAAUUUUGAGGCAAUGGCUCACACUUAUAGCAUUGCUUUAUUGUUCACUCGUUCAAAGACAUCCAGUUACAUGGCUUUAGUAAGAUGUUUCCAACUGGCAUUUUCCCUAAUGAGCCUCUCUUUGGAUCAAGAAGGAGGUUUGCAACCAUCUCGCAGGAGGUCUCUUUUCACUUUAGCAUCAUACAUGCUUAUAUUCUCAGCCAGGGCAGGGAAUUUCCCUGAGCUAAUUCCAAAAGUUAAAGCAUCCUUGACAAAUUUAACUGUAGAUCCUUUCCUUGAGUUGGUCGAUGAUGUCAAGCUGUGUGCUGUUUAUACAGAAUCAGAGAAGAUAGUUUAUGGAUCUAAGGAAGAUGAUGUUUCAGCUAUGAAGACACUGUCAGCAAUUAAAUUGGAUGAUAAGGAAUUGAAAGAGACUGUAAUAUCAUUCUUCCUGACUAAAUUUUCAGAAUUAUCAGAGGAUGAGUUGUCGACCAUAAAAAAACAACUUGUACAAGGGUUUUCCCCUGAUGAUGCCUAUCCACUGGGACCUCCUUUGUUUAUGGAGACACCAGUGCAGUCUUCUCCACUUGCUCAGAUUGAGUUCCCAGAUUUUGAUGAGAUUGUGGCUUCGGCAGCUUUGAUGGAUGAAGAGGCCCGGCCUGAACCUAGUGGAAGUCAGUCAGAUCGUAAAUCAUCACUAUCUAGCAAUAACCCAGACAUUCUAAGUGUUAAUGAACUCUUACAAUCGGUAUUGGAAACUGCACGACAGGUGGCUAGUUUUCCCAUUUCAUCAACUCCUGUGCCUUAUGACCAAAUGAAGAACCAGUGUGAGGCACUUGUAACAGGAAAACAAAAGAAGAUGUCAGUUCUUCACAGUUUCAAGCACCAGCAGGAAACUAGGGCAAUAGUUCUUUCAAGUGAAAUUGAAAUGAAAGUUUCCCCUUUGCCAAUUAAGACACUGGAUUAUUCAGAAGGUGAUCUGAAGUUGGUGAGUCAGGAACAAUUUCAAGCACAAUAUCAAGUUCGCCCCUGUUCAUUUGAUUUUGGACAGCAUCAUUCUUUAAAGCUACCACCUGCAAGCCCCUUUGAUAAAUUCUUGAGAGCUGCUGGAUGCUAGGUGUACAAGAUUGCCAUAAUAGAUAUGUAUUUUAAUUAUACACAGAUGGAAACAUCAUCCCCUUUUUUUGUUUUGUUUAGUUUAAUUGUCUCUUUCUCAAUCAUUUGGUAUUUUUUCAUUCUUUUUGUAGCAAUAAACUUCCUAUUUUUUUAGCUGUCUUUCA